UUGGGUCUGAGUAAUAACAAGUUAACAACCCUCAAACCUGGCAUGUUCACAGGGCUGGGAAAUGUGCAGAGCCUUUCUCUAAGCGAUAAUGAAAUGACUGAUAUUCAGGCUGGAACUUUUAGUGCAACAUCACAGCUAAGAAACUUGAAUCUGCAUAAUAACAGGUUAACAAACCUCAGAUCUGACAUGUUCACAGGGCUGGGAAACCUACGGAGCAUUAUGUUGGAUGAGAAUGAUAUCAUUGGUAUUCAGGCUGGAAUUUUUAAUUCAACACCACAACUUUCGCUCUUGUACCUGCAAAACAACAACAUUCAAUCCAUUCCUUCCAACUUACUGAUAAAUUUAAUGCAACUUGCAGAACUCAGACUGUCUGACAACAACAUCACAAUGUUUCCCUUUGAAGACUUGUCAACCAUUCAAAGACUUAAUUAUCUUCAUCUUCACAAUAACCAAAUGACAACCCUUCCCUCUAUGGCCUAUGACAUACUCACCUCCAUCUCUGAUGUAAAAAUUAACAACAACCCCUGGCAGUGUGACUGUAGGAUGGUGGACUUUAGGAUAAAAAUGACCGGGUCACGUUCAUUUGAAAACCAAAUCAAUUGUUCCCAACCUGACAGCCUCAAUGGGCAGAAGCUUAUCGACAUCAACCCUGAAAAUCUUUUCACAAACUGUCAAGACCCAACAAUCAUAAGAUUUGAGAGGAGCAAAGAUAACAUUCUGGUACAUGGUGACACUCUUCAUUUGGUUUGUGAAGCCACAGGAAUCCCCACACCAGACAUCACAGUCAUUCUUCCUUCUGGACUGAAUGCUACUUUAGAUGUGAACAGUACCAUCACCAUCACCAAUGUCACUGCAGCAGAUGCUGGUUUAUAUGUCUGUAUUGCAGACAGUCCUGUUGGUACUGCAUUUGCCACCCUGUCUGUAGAUCUGGCCUAUGAAGAGCCAAGUAUUCUUAGGUUUGAGAAAGUCAACAUUGAUCCAUUGGCACAAGGAGAGACAUUUCGUUUGGUGUGUGAAGCGUCAGGAAUCCCCACACCAGACAUCACAGUCAUUCUCCCAUCUGGGCAAAAUGCUACUGUCGCAUCAGUUGGUAGAGUAACUGUGGUGGAGAAUGGUACAUGUAGAAACACAAUAGCCAACAGUGCAGCAACAGAUGCUGGUCUGUAUGUCUGUAUAGCAGUAAAUCCAGCUGGCUCCACUUUUGCCACCCUGGUUGUAGACCUACAUACUGUGCAAACAACUGUUUUACCACCUUUACUGACACCACCUCUUGGUACAACCUCAAGCAGCCAAGAAAGCACCACUGACCAUGACUCUGCUACAACCUCCUUCUCUCCACCUGUUUCUGUUGUCUCUUCACCUUCAAAACAGCCUGGAUAUGUCCCCACUUUCUCCUUGCCUGUCCUCCUUGCAGCUGUCUGUGGUUCGGUAGCCGGUACUCUGUUUAUCGGUGGCAUCAUUCUCGCCAUCUGGUGCAAGAGGAACAACCAGAGUGCUCACAAACGCCCAGACUUCAGCGUUGUUUUUAACAACACCAACACCACAACUACUGUGAUCACCAAUGGACACAAUCUGACAGGGCAAACUCAGCCCCAACCAACUCGGCCACCCUCCUCCCAGUUCGAACCUUACGAAGACGUGCAGCCUCCUCUAAGAGAUGCAGUUCCGAGCCAAUCCGCUAGAGGGCAGGCCCUCCGACCACCCAACAGGAGCAACAAUGAACCUCCCCCAGUCCCCCCUCCCCGCACAGCUAGUGCUACUGGGUAUGAGAAUAUCCCCGAGCACGCCUACCAACCUCUGGCACUCACUAGGAAUCAGCCUGACGCUUUUCAUCACUACCAGUCACUCAGAAGGACCUAGAUAGAUUCUGUAAGUUUUUUACAACCAAAAGAUUUAAUUCCCACUCUUAAGAUUAAAAAAGCCAACAAUAACUACACAUGUAGUAGACAAACAACCAGCCUGAAUGUCACACAAUGUCACUAUUCACGUUAGUGCUGCAUGUCAUAGUUACAUUUAGUCCAAACACUCUCAGCUUGUACAGCCUUCAUAUAUAUAUAUAAAGAGAUAAAUGUAAGGCAGUCACUCAGAAGAACAUAAAUUAGAUCCUAAAUUUUCAAAACUCCCACCCUUAAAUUAAGAGAAAAAAAAACAAUAAGAGGAGAUAAACAACCAGCCUGAAUGUCACUCAGUUACAUCUGUUUUCAAUAGUGAUGCAUGUUAUAGUUACAUGUACAUGUAGUUAAACACUCUUAGCUUGUACAGGCUUAAAUAAUAUACAAGAAUUAUAGCAAGAAAUGAGAAUAGCCAUCUAAAUUAUAACCUAAUUUGAUGUAAGAAUCAUGAGUUGAUGAAAAUAAUAUACAUGUAGUCAGAAGGAUCUUCUAUUUCUAAAAGCAUUUUAUUGGUUUGGUCAUAUUCAUUGUUCAGUAGUUAAUGAUUCAAAGAACUUUAGAAAUAGAAUCUGAUAAAUUGUAAAAAGUCAUGAUUAAUAUUUUGUGUUUUAUUUUUCUUUCUCAUAGAAAGCUAUUAUUUCUAAACAUGAUGAAAGGUUUUGUUACCUAUUGUUUUGUAUGUGGUGUUUAUAAAGUCUUUGUAUUGACAGUUUUGUGUGUGUGUUUGUGCGUGUGUUUGUGUGUGUGU
This is a messenger RNA of Branchiostoma belcheri (Belcher's lancelet), 2640 nucleotides long. RefSeq names its product immunoglobulin superfamily member 10-like. Gene Ontology annotation, cellular component: extracellular matrix. The record is from RefSeq and is a predicted model, not a curated record. NCBI's taxonomy places the organism in Eukaryota, Metazoa, Chordata, Leptocardii, Amphioxiformes, Branchiostomatidae. The annotation marks the transcript as partial. Gene Ontology annotation, molecular function: protein binding. The transcript has a single exon.